GUGUGUCAGACCACGCCCCCUCAGCUCAGCACAUAAAGCUGAGCAUCACAGUGGGUUUCACUGCAUUCAACAUCUGAUCUUCCACAGCAGGAAAAAUGUUCUGCCUGAGCAAUUUCACUGUUGUCAUCUCAUGUGUGCUCCUCUUCCUCAUCCAGCCAGGUCGUGGAUCUGAGAUUAUUCAAGGGAAAGAAGUCGUGCCACACUCGAUGCCUUUCAUGGCUUAUGUGACAAGUCCAAACUCUUUCUGUGGAGGGACAUUAAUCCAUCCACAGUGGGUCCUGACAGCUGCCCACUGCAGUCGUGUGAAUACGGUGACUUUGGGAGCACACUCCAUCAAGAAAAAGGAGAAAAAAUCAAAGCAAAUCCGAAAGGUUGUAAAACGCGUUCCUCAACCCAAGUUUGUCAGUGCUGCCCGGGGCAACGACCUCAUGUUGCUCAAGCUUAACAAACGAGUGAGGAGAACCAGGGCAGUGAAAUGGCUCAGGUUUAGAAGAACUGCGAGAGACCCGGCAGCUGGCAGCAAGUGUGUGGUGGCUGGAUGGGGAGUAACCGAAAACAACCGAACAUCAGACGUCCUCAAGGCUGUUACCGUGACUGUGGUCAGCAGAAAGAAGUGCAACUCUCGCAGCUAUUACAACCGCAACCCUGUUAUCACCACAGGCAUGAUAUGUGCUGGUUCAAAUGGUAGAAAAAGGGCUGAUACCUGUCAAGUAAGUGUGAAGAAUACGCUGCCAGUCAAAGAUUUGGACACACCUUCUCAUUUAAUGGUUUUUCUUUAUUAAUACUACUGUCAAGAUAUAUAGCAAAGACAA
This is a messenger RNA of Oreochromis niloticus (Nile tilapia), 812 nucleotides long. Its product is annotated as granzyme K-like. Gene Ontology annotation, biological process: proteolysis. Lineage: Eukaryota; Metazoa; Chordata; Actinopteri; Cichliformes; Cichlidae. Gene Ontology annotation, molecular function: serine-type endopeptidase activity. The coding region runs from base 96 to 782 and encodes 228 amino acids. The transcript is spliced from 4 exons. The record is from RefSeq and is a predicted model, not a curated record.